UUCAAAACUUGAGAAGUUUCAUUAGUUUCCUUUUGUUAGUUUCUCCUUCUCUAGUGUCCAGCCGCAUGAGCGACGAAGAGGCCCAGUUGGACAGCAUAGCAGCGCAGGUUUCAAGAAUGGCACAAACAGCCGACUUGAUAAAUCGUGAAGUAGACGAACAAACGAAAUUGCUAGGAAGCAUAGGUAAUCAAGUACAAACUGCUGGAGAAUUGACACACACGACAUUAAGACAAGUCAAAGAUACAGGAAAGAACUCAGAGCAGAGAACGAUAAUUAUUUGCUUCCUCACAAUAUUUCUUAUAUCUGUCUUGAUUUUUUUGUUUCUAAAAUUUUACUAAUCAUAAAAAGGUUAAGACACACAAACGCCGUUGAGGUAAACCAAACAACUCAAUCUUAGCAACGCGGAUUUAAAAGAAAUUGUAAUAAUUAAUUUUUAAUUAGUACAAAAGGAGAGAGCAUGAGCACUGGUUGACUGACUAGGCAAGUUGUAGCCUCAGCUAGAGAGGCCGUAAUUGAAAAAAUUAACUUUGGGUUAUUAAAUUUUCGAAGACUGCUCAAUUUUUUAACUUAUCAUAGUUUUUUAAAGUGGAACUAUUUUUUUAAUUAUAUAUUAAAAUUAAAUGACAAUUAUCAAAUUUUUUAGUUGUUGAUGAUCAUCAUCUUAGUAGAAUUUCUAUCUUGAUAAGUCUUUAAAUUUUUAAUUAUUAUAUAUAAAAUUUCUUGUGUGAUU
Galdieria sulphuraria is the source of this 730-nucleotide messenger RNA. RefSeq lists its product as uncharacterized. The record is from RefSeq and is a predicted model, not a curated record. Bases 66 to 338 code for a protein of 90 amino acids. NCBI's taxonomy places the organism in Eukaryota, Rhodophyta, Bangiophyceae, Galdieriales, Galdieriaceae. The transcript has a single exon.